Messenger RNA from Drosophila obscura, 1473 nucleotides. RefSeq lists its product as uncharacterized. The coding region runs from base 110 to 562 and encodes 150 amino acids. Lineage: Eukaryota; Metazoa; Arthropoda; Insecta; Diptera; Drosophilidae. The transcript has 4 exons. The record is from RefSeq and is a predicted model, not a curated record.
UCAUUCUACGUAUCAAAGAAAUCAGUAAACAAUAAGCAACAGCUCUUAAAUAUUACAAGCAAUACACAAAAUAUUAAAAUUUAACGUGAACAAUUUAUAGAAAGUUAUAAUGGAACCCGUAAGAUCACUGCUGCCUCACAUUUUAGACUUGCUGAGUCGCCAGCCCACACUCAGCGCCGAUGUGGAGGAUCUGUGCACAGCACUCGAACCCAUUGUGGUGGCCCAGCACAUCCGUCCAUUCGGUACACUCAAGAAAGCCGUGGAAUUUGCCAUGCAGGUGGGCAUUAAUCUGGGCAUACUCUCGCUGAGGGAGGAGAGUCGACGCUUGCCCUUCAGCUUUCGCAGAACGAAUGCCGUGGACAAGAGGCCGCUGACUCCUAUGCUCUGCAAGGGCAGACCAGCACGAAAGGCAGUCAAGAAAACGCGAACCAAAUCCCGUGCAAAGGCAAAGGCAAAGGCAACCAAAGCCAAAGCCAAAGCCAAGCCGCCCCGCGUAGCCCACUACAGCAGCGGCAGUCGUCAGUGUCGAAAGCCAAAGGCUCAGCCCAAACGACGCCGUUAGGUAUCGAUGUACUGACUGUCUGUUCCAAUAAAAAACAAAACAAAAAAGGUCGCUUCUGAUCCGGAUGAUCGUGCUACUGAACCGAGCGGGGAGGGGGCUAGGCUAGGCGUGGCGUGGCGUGGCGGAGGGGCGACAUGCGACAAGUGGGUUAACUAAGCGAUGUCCGCUGCUAUGGCACACACUUAGACUAAUUACCAGGCCAUGGGCACUCACUCACGGAUACAGAUACACAGAUACACCUGUCCUGGUCAGCGUCGCAAUUUCUUUUUGAUUUUGUGUCGGAGUUAGAGGCACUGGAAGAGGGAAAACAUUUUUGCAUGAAAAUGAAUUAUUCAGGGGUGCUGGCGAUUGGUUGGUGGCUGUUGGUGGUGGUUCGUGGCGAAGGCGAUUCUGGCGCAGUCAUUAUGAAAUCGGGUAUGCUUAGUAUUUGGUAUUGAUAUGGGCAAUUACGUAUGCGCCAUUUGAUGGCCACCACCGGCCGCCGAUCCUCCUACUCCCCGCAAACCGAAUGCAUAUAAAGAAUAAAGCAACUGCAGCCCUAGUUCAGUCUGUCUGCGGAACAAGUCGGAGCAAUACGUGCACACCAAAAGGAUAUACACAACCCACACACACACACACACUCAUCCAACACAACUCAAGCCAACCCAUAUAUCCUCCCGUUGAUCCUUUUUUUGCCCAUCAAAACUGAGCACCCAAAGGAUACGCGACACCAAAGUGCAAACAAAAGUGAUAAAAGAGCUAUAAGAAGUGCUUCGAUUUGGAGUGACAGUGUGCAGUGCUGAAGUCUAUUCGAUUAUCCAACCAAUCCACAAGACUCGCCCAUCCGAUCCGAUCCAAUCCGAUCCGAUUCGAUCGUUCCACUAAAGUGAUAUAAGAAAUAUAGACAGACUGAACUGCUGCCGAGCCUGAUU